UGGCAGAGAACUAGAUGUCUGUCGUAGUCGUGGACGUAAAGUAAGGCUGAUGGCAGAGAACUAGAUGUCUGUCGUAGUCGUGGACGUAAAGUAAGGCAGAGAAAAACGUAUGUCGUACAAGGCCAUUGUGACAAUGACCUUGUACGACAUACGUUUUUCUCUGCCUUACUUUACGUCCACGACUACGACAGACAUCUAGUUCUCUGCCAUCAGCCGAACUGUCUGCACUGGACUGCACUAGUUCAGAGUAGUACAGCUGAAAAGAACAGACCCCCUGUCUUCGUGAUUGCAAGAGCGGGAAAUAUUGUUCAUUAUUGAAGAAACGACAAGAGGAAGAACGCACGUAUAUUUGCCGAUUUGCGCGUAGAAAUAGAAUAUUAUAUAUUGCACUGCCAAUUUAUAUCGAACAUAUAUACAAGAUGAGUGCAAAACUUAAUAGUCUGAUUAAUCAAAAAGAUCGAAAGCGACUAUAUGAAUUUAUACACGAAACAUCGACCGAGGAGCUUAUAAAAUUAAUAUCGAGCGAAAUUUGCGACCCAGUCACUUCUAAGGUAUUAGACGAGGUUCUUCAGGCGUGCUUGGAAUCGGAAAAAUUAUAUUCAAAGAGACUUAAAUUGGUAGAGUCUGUAUUGAAAACUUUAGGCAAAGCCAAAGUUUCAAUUAAUUAUGUAAACGAUAUCGUAACUCGAAUAGUAGAAGAUUUUCCAAACUAUCCAAAAUUGCAUUUAAUUAAACUAGUAGAUUUCUGUCUUGCUAGAAUUCGUAAUAAUGAAGAUGAGUUUAGAAGCUGGAAAGAUUUGUUGCCUAUUCUGUUGGAAGUAUUGGAAGAAGAGAAAUGCAUUAAUUACAUGAAUGGCGAAGUUUCUGGUUCUAAAUAUAAAUCUAUUAUCGUUAACAAUAUAUGCAACAGCGAAUGGAAUACAGAGAUAAUGCCUUCGUUGACAAAAAUGUUCAGAGAUAUAAGCUUACAAAAGGAGGAUCAUACUACAGUGAUUACAGUACUCUGUACAAGAAUGCAGAAUAUACCUCUGGAGGAGGUACCUCCUUUUGUGCAUCAAUCAUUAAGAUUAUGUACCAAUCAAGACAGUAAACUUCUCUUGGAAGCUUUACGAAGAUAUUUUGCACAAUGUUUCUCACAGGCUAAUUCUGACAGCGUUGAUACUUUUGAGACUAUAGGUAUGAUAAAUCCUAGGGAAGUCCAAGAUAUUGAAAGUACAGUAUUGUAUCACAUAUAUCAAGCGGCACAAUUAAAUCACCAGCUUAUAAGAGAUUAUAUUAAAUAUUUCAAAAGCGUAACUCAUGUUCCUGAAGCUGUAUUAGAACCUUUUAUGCUUUCUGUAUUACUUACAGUUGCUUCUAUUGAUGAAAAACAGAUUUUUGAAAUGCUACGAACAAUCAUUAAUAAACGAAAGGAGAAUGAUGAUAGACGGAAGAAUAACGCUUGGUUGAGAAAUCUGAUUCCCGAUUCUUGUAGUAUAAUGACUAUAAUAGGAAAUGUCAUCGACACAAGUGAUAGAGAUCGCCAUUUAGUACUGAAAGGGCUUGUGGAUCUCGCAUUUGUUCUUAUGGCUCUGGAGAAUAAGUCAAAAACUGGUGCGCAUCCUUUAUGGCAAGUUGGUAUAAAGAUACUUCAAAAAAUCAUGAGAAAACAUCAUGAAACGGUAGCGACUGUAUUCCAAAUGUUGCUUGAUAAAAUUAUUGCAGGUGGACUGUAUAUUUCUCAAUAUACCGAUUGUUUAGCAUACAUGUGCCAAAAGUUAACAGUUCUUAUGUUGGACCAUCAAGAUUCUCUGAUAACUUUUCUCGAUCAAAUUACAUUUAUACCCGGAGAGAUUGCCAUUUUCAUCAUUUCUGCAAUAUUUUCGUUGAUAAAAGUCUCGGUUACAAUAAGAGAACAUUUGAUCAUAACAUUGAGGAAGACUCUUUAUAGAAAGGGUGCGGUAAAUCGGCAAAUGGCAGUGAGUGGGAUUUUAGAAAUACUGAAGAAUUUGAAGAUGCACUCUUUAAACGGCCUCGCGAUGAACUCGAGUCAAUAUAUUAACAACUCUUCGUCGACUGGCACCAGUUCCGCAUCCGUUCUGACGCAGGUAACAUUAGAAAGAGGCACUCAACAAGUAAUGAAAUCUUCUUACAAUAGAAGUUUAUAUUAUGACAUAUUGGGUAUUUUGGGAAGAUGUUUCACUCAUGAAUGGGAAGUUCGAGUACAUUUAUACAAUGGUUUAUAUGAAGCUGUAUUGACAAAUAGUGAGAUAGCAGAAUAUGUAUUGGAAAUGUUGCUGCCGCAUUUUAAAAUGUUCUUUGAAAUGGAUGAGAAUGUUAGAGCACCAGUUAAAUUGGAACUGUGUACAGUUGCACAAGGGGAGGAAAUUAUAUUACAGGAACCUCUCGCGGAAUUAAUAUUUAUAUUGCAAAAAAUUUAUAUCAAGUCGGCUCUAGUAAAAUCAAGCCUUGUAGAUGAGCUGGCUGUGAUUUUGGAAUCUCUGUGCAGGCGAAUGUCACGACUUGAUGUAGAAGAUUUAAACUUGGAUGAUAAACUUGAUUUAAGCAACUCUGGCAUCAAGAACCAAGAAAAAUUGCAAAAUGUUUUGUUAACGAUCAAAAUUUAUGAAGCUCUCAUAUCAUUUAGGAUCGGCGCAUGGUCCGUAAAUUGUAUAGAUACCGCACAGAGUGUUAAAAGUCUAUUCAAGGGAUACACACGAAUAGUAGAAUGUACCAAGCGCGUAUCAAAGAUUAAUAAAAAAGGAGACGGAAGAAAUAAAAAAUCACAAAAUGAUACGAAUAAUAUAAUCGCAAAAAAAACUGUACGAUCGAGGAACAUAAAACUAUUACCUAGCAUUUUGGAUCUGUCUUCAGUGUACAAAAGUCUAUCGCUCUUCUAUUUAAAAUCUGUUCCUUGGGCAACUGCGGAUCAAGUAGCUAUAUUGGUAGAACAUGAUGAUUUCUACCAUUACAUUUUACAAACACUGCUGCAAAUCUUACAAAAUGUUAAACACUUGACAGAAUAUAAUUUACGAAAACACAAAGAGCAACACAUAAAGAUUUACUUUGACAUUGGAAAAUUAUUGUAUGAUUAUAUUGUAUCGGAUUUAAAGAAAAUGCUUGAUACAAACGAACAAGGCACUAUAUUGGCAUUGGAAUGUUUUAGAGAACUAUGUUGUUUAAUUUGCACGUGCUUCACUUCUGAGUUGCCAAAAUUUCUCAAUAUUAUUAUUCCUGUUAGACUAACUCAGUCCGAAGAUCUUAAUGCGCAAUUAGAGAGCAUGAUUGCUACUUUAAGAGUGAGUUUUCAGACAUUUUUUAGCAAAAAGGAUGAACAUGAAGAGAAUUCCAAAAAGAUAUUUGGUAUAUUGUUGGACAUUAUGUAUCAAUUAACCAAAGAGAUCAAUUUUCACGAGACAAAUGCUGAUAAAGUAUUCGAUUCGAUAAUGAGAUUUACACAAUUUGAAGAAAUGGAUCCUCAAGCUUCUUUAACUAUUUUUCAAAUUCUGUUAUACAUUGAAGAACGUAAUAGAGAAUAUAGCGAAUUAUUAAUUGAUAUUUCUCUUGCAUUGUGCGAGAAAGUGGGUAAAAUCGAUCAGGCUGAACUAUCGGAAAAUAAUAAAUUAAAAAUUAUUCACGAAGAUACAGCAGUACAGCUUUACAAUUUGGUAAACGGUUCAGUAAAAGAGAAAUUGGACAAUGUAUCUUGGUUACUGAUGCGGCUGAAGGCUGAGCAAAAUAUAGUCUGUCCGCCCGGUGAAGAUCUCGAAGCACAUCAAGAAAAGCUGAAAACACAAGAACGUAGUUUAUGUAGACAAUUGUCGCACAUUAUACAAAUACUUUAUACGUUAGCCAAUGUCGCUAUUAAACCAGGACUAUCCACAGACUUUAUGUUCAAAAACUUGCAGGUUUUGUACAACAUACUUAGUAAUCUGACAAAAUAUUUCUAUGGAAAAUCUAAUAAGCAAAACGCAGCAUUUCAAUCGGUCAAAUUUAUUCAAGUAAUUCAAUCGGCCGGGAAACCAUUAAAAUCUGCAUUUUAUAAUUUAAUAACACAUACCGAGGAAACUCAAAAUGCAUCAAAGUCGAAAGCUGAUUCACAUGUGCAAAGAAACAAGAUUUUGAAAGAGACCAAGAUUAUACCCUGUGUGAUAUACGAAAUUGAACAAUUUCAUAAAGAAAUUUUAUCACUUGACAAAAAGACUGGCGUGCCACUUGAGACUUACGUAAAGCAUAGCGUAACUCGAGAUUUUCGUAUAAGGAAUACGCAGUUGACAGAAGCUUUGGAAAAGAUGAAUAUAAGCAUGCUGGAUACACAAAAUUCUCGUCGUAGUCAAAAUUCAUAUAAUGCCGAUAUAAAUAAUGUGUCUAUGGAAUCAUCCGUAGAAUCACAAUCUUCAAAACAAUCUAGGAUAAAUACUGUAUCUACGGAAGUCUCUACAAAAUCACCGGCUUCAAAACGAUCCAGAAGAUUAUAAAAAUUCUAAAGCAAUAAGUGUUAAGAUUAAGAGUGUGUCUUAUGCAUCAAGUUAUUUUGGAAUUAUAUAAAAUUAGAUUCUCUUGAUAUUAUUACUUUUUCUUUUUUUAAUGUAGAUCUUCACAUCAGCCAUUAAUAUAAACAAA
Messenger RNA from Camponotus floridanus (Florida carpenter ant), 4602 nucleotides. RefSeq names its product Fanconi anemia group I protein (gene FANCI). The record is from RefSeq and is a predicted model, not a curated record. Gene Ontology annotation, molecular function: DNA polymerase binding. The transcript is spliced from 23 exons. The coding region runs from base 420 to 4457 and encodes 1345 amino acids. Gene Ontology annotation, biological process: DNA repair. NCBI's taxonomy places the organism in Eukaryota, Metazoa, Arthropoda, Insecta, Hymenoptera, Formicidae.